GGUCGGGUAGAUAUCCGUAAAUGGUUGUCGAGCACUGAGAUGACCCAGAAACAAGACGCUUGUGGGUUGUGAAGAAAGCGAGAGACACAACCAUGGCUGUUAGGCAAAAAGCAGUAACAACCCUUCCGAACCUCAUACGCAAUCUCCGCAACGAACAGCCUUUCAAGCUCAAGCCUCCUCACAAUCCCUUACCCUCUCUCCGGCGCGCUUUCUCUUUGUACGAUCAGAUCAACCUCAUUGACAAUGUCCCCGAAGACCAACUCCGAUUCCAAGGGUUUAAUGAUACUGGGUUUACUGUAAAUGGUGUUGAGUAUGAAGGAAGUUUGCUUUGUGUUGGAAAUUUGAUCAUGUCUUGGAAACCACAGAAAUUUUCAGAGAUCAAUGCUGAUAGCUUGUCACUCUUUCAAAUUGUCCGCCCCAUCCCAGAGAUUCUGAUUGUUGGCUGUGGAAGGAACAUUCAACAUGUUGAUCCUGAAAUUAGACGGUUUAUUCGCUCUACUGGCAUGAAAUUAGAAGCUGUUGAUUCGAGAAACGCGGCAUCAACUUACAACAUACUGAAUGAAGAAGGUCGUAUUGUGGCUGCUGCGCUUCUUCCAUAUGGAGUUUCUUCAUGAAGCUUGGACUGAUAUUCGUAGUACCUACCCCUUCACUCCAAAUAUGCUCACAUUCGUCAGCACGACAAUCUUGCGUAAACCUGCAGGAUAUGCUUUGAUUUUCUAUGUAGAAAGUUUUGACAUUGAUUGGACACUGAGUAAAGCACAUGUGACUGUGUUGAUUCUGUUUCUAAUGUAAUAAUAUAAGAAUAAGGAUAAUUAUAAUGUAUAGAAGGUGGUUGUUUGGUUUUAAUGCUACUUCAUUUUGUUGAAGUUAUGACCAGCCAAGAUAUUGAACCA
This is a messenger RNA of Vicia villosa (hairy vetch), 893 nucleotides long. RefSeq lists its product as uncharacterized. Gene Ontology annotation, biological process: mitochondrial respiratory chain complex I assembly. Gene Ontology annotation, cellular component: mitochondrial inner membrane. Lineage: Eukaryota; Viridiplantae; Streptophyta; Magnoliopsida; Fabales; Fabaceae. The record is from RefSeq and is a predicted model, not a curated record. The transcript has 5 exons. The coding region runs from base 93 to 614 and encodes 173 amino acids.